Messenger RNA from Argiope bruennichi, 528 nucleotides. RefSeq names its product soma ferritin-like. The transcript is spliced from 4 exons. Gene Ontology annotation, molecular function: ferrous iron binding; ferric iron binding. The record is from RefSeq and is a predicted model, not a curated record. Gene Ontology annotation, cellular component: cytoplasm. Gene Ontology annotation, biological process: intracellular iron ion homeostasis; iron ion transport. The coding region runs from base 1 to 528 and encodes 175 amino acids. Lineage: Eukaryota; Metazoa; Arthropoda; Arachnida; Araneae; Araneidae.
AUGGCCGACAGUAAAGUGAGACAAAAUUACCAUGAAGAAUGUGAAGCAGCUAUCAACAAGCAGAUAAACAGAGAGCUGUACGCCGGUUACGUAUAUUUGUCAAUGGGCUACUAUUUUGAUAGAGACGAUGUUGCACUGCCAGGAUUUAGCAAGCAUUUUAAAGACCAAAGUGCCGAAGAACUCACUCAUGCAGAGAAGCUUAUGAAAUUUCAAAACAAGAGAGGAGGAAAGAUCGUUUUUUAUGAUAUUCAGCCACCAGAAAAAGACGACUGGGAAAGUGGCAUGGACGCACUGAAAGCUGCCCUGGCAUUGGAAACGAGUGUGAAUCAAGACUUGCUGAAAUUGCGCCAACUUGCCCAAGACCAUAAUGAUCCUCAGAUGUGUGACUUUUUGGAUAACGAACUGCUUCGACAACAGAUAGAAGAGAUCAAAGAAAUCGGAGACUUCAUCGGAAGUUUAGAAAGAGCCGGAAGAGGAUUGGGAGAGUAUAUGUAUGAUAAGAAGGAUAUGCCAGGCGAAACAAAUUAG